Messenger RNA from Drosophila willistoni, 713 nucleotides. RefSeq lists its product as uncharacterized. NCBI's taxonomy places the organism in Eukaryota, Metazoa, Arthropoda, Insecta, Diptera, Drosophilidae. The record is from RefSeq and is a predicted model, not a curated record. The transcript has a single exon. The coding region runs from base 153 to 368 and encodes 71 amino acids.
ACAGAAAUCAUCUGUACGUAAAGCAAGCCAAACGCGUCAAUGAACCAACUGAACUGGGAAUAGGACAAACAGCAGCAACCAAAGAAAAAUCAACCAAUAACUGUGAUAUAUAUACCCAAAAAACAAAACCAAAAAAUACUCCGGAAACCAAAAUGUCUGCAGCCAAUAAAGUGAAUCAUUUGAUUAGCUCAACAUCCCGCUAUAUCGCUGGCAGGAAUGCCGUCCAGACCGUCUACUGGCGCACCUCAGCUGGCCCCAAUCCCCGCAUGAUGAAGACCAACAAAUUCUGCGAAUUUGAUCGCAAUCAGAAGACACCACAAAAUGUCAGAAUGCAGAACUAUAAUCGGAGUUUCAUUGGCAAGGAGUAGAAAGGAUAUUCGAUUAAUAGCAUAAGUUACAGUCUAUAUGGUGCUAUAUAUAUAUAUAUAUUUGUAUCCCUUAAAUAGUUCCUAUUCUUAAUGUUUGGUUUCUAGUUAAUUUCUUUUUUUUUUUGCGUUCCUUUUUUUAUUUUUUUUUUUGAGUAUCUAUUUAUUGUAUAUUAGUAUUUCAUACACACACACACGCACAAGCUGUGUGUGGAAAACGAAGAAAGAAAACCGAAUGACAAACACUUAAAAAUCGAUGUAAAGUAAAGUAGAGCGGCGCGUGGCUCUUUAUGUACCUUGAUGAUCAAAUGCGAAGAAAAGAACAAAAUAAAACGAAAAAAAAUGCAA